Messenger RNA from Caretta caretta (loggerhead turtle), 6181 nucleotides. It is a transcript of the gene ALG9, whose product is annotated as ALG9 alpha-1,2-mannosyltransferase. Gene Ontology annotation, cellular component: endoplasmic reticulum membrane. Gene Ontology annotation, molecular function: alpha-1,2-mannosyltransferase activity. Gene Ontology annotation, biological process: protein N-linked glycosylation. NCBI's taxonomy places the organism in Eukaryota, Metazoa, Chordata, Testudines, Cheloniidae. The record is from RefSeq and is a predicted model, not a curated record.
CUGCCCGCACUAAGUAUGGCGGCCGCCGGCCUCAGCCCGUGCGUCUCCCGCGAGCGGCGGGGGGAGCCCGGCGCGCUGCUGCCCGAGCUCGGCAUGGCGGCCAAAGGGACCCGGCAGCGGUCGAGGGGAGGCGGCGGGGACCCGGUCCGGCCGCGAGAGGAAGGGCCGGGCCCGGAGGAGGCCAAGGCGGAGCCAUCUGGGAACAAAGCAGGGCAGGUCUGGGCACCUGAAGGAUCCACAGCUUUCAAGUGUCUGAUCUCAGCCCGGUUCUGCGCUGCCCUCUUGAGUAACAUCUCAGAUUGUGAUGAGACGUUUAACUACUGGGAACCGAUGCACUACCUCGUCUAUGGGAAAGGGUUCCAGACGUGGGAAUACUCUCCAGUCUAUGCCAUUCGCUCCUAUGCUUACCUAUGGCUUCAUGCCUUGCCAGCCUUAUUCCAUGCUAGAGUUCUACAGACAAAUAAGGUUCUCGUCUUUUAUUUCCUGCGAUGUCUCUUGGCCUUCUUGAGUUGCAUUUGUGAGCUUUACUUUUAUAAGGCCGUGUGUAAGAAAUUUGGGCUGCAUGUGAGCCGGCUGAUGCUGGCCUUCUUAGUUCUCGGCGCUGGGAUGUUUUGCUCAGCUGCAGCCUUCCUCCCCAGCAGUUUCUGUAUGUACACCACAGUGGUUGCUAUGACUGGCUGGUAUAUGGAUAAGACCUCUAUAGCCGUGUUGGGCGUGGCAGCUGGAGCCAUUGUGGGUUGGCCCUUCAGUGCAGCUCUUGGGAUACCUAUUGCCAUUGACUUGCUGAUAAUAAAGCGGAGGUGGAAGAGCUUCCUGAACUGGUGUCUGGUGGCCCUGAUCCUGUUUUUGGUUCCCCUUGUGAUUGUUGACAGCUAUUACUAUGGGAAGCUGGUAAUCACUCCUCUUAACAUUGUUUUAUACAAUGUCUUCACACCUCACGGACCUGAUCUUUAUGGUACCGAGCCCUGGUCCUUCUAUUUUAUUAAUGGUUUCCUGAACUUCAAUGUGGCUUUUGCCUUGGCCCUGCUUGCCCUGCCGCUGACCUCCCUCAUGGAGUGUCUGCUACAGAAAUUUCACGUCCAGAAUCUGGGUCGCCCAUAUUGGCUUACGCUGGCUCCUAUGUACAUCUGGAUCCUGAUUUUCUUCAGUCAACCCCACAAAGAGGAGAGGUUUCUGUUUCCCAUAUAUCCUCUUAUCUGUCUCUGUGGAGCUGUGGCGCUCUCUGCCCUACAGAAAUGUUACCACUUCGCAUUCCAGCGUUACCGCCUGGAGCACUACACAGUCUCCUCCAACUGGCUGGCUCUGGGGACAGUUUUUCUCUUUGGGCUCUUGUCGCUCUCGCGCUCUGUGGCUUUAUUCAAAGGGUACCAUGGACCUCUCGACCUGUAUCCAGAAUUUCAUAGGAUUGCCACUGAUCCAACUAUUCACACAGUGCCAGAAGGGAGGCCGGUUAAUGUCUGUGUGGGGAAGGAGUGGUACCGAUUUCCAAGCAGCUUUCUCCUGCCAGAUAAUUGGCAGCUCCAGUUCAUCCCAUCAGAGUUCAGGGGCCAGUUACCGAAACCAUUUGCCAAGGGACCAGUGGCCACACGGAUUAUUCCUGCAGACAUGAAUGACCAAAACAGGGAAGAGCCAACCAGAUAUAUUGACAUUUCCAAAUGCCAUUACCUGGUGGAUUUAGAUAGCGCAACUGAAACAUCCAGGGAGCCGAGAUACUCCUCCAACAAAGAAGAAUGGGUCAGCAUUGCCUACAAACCAUUCCUGGAUACUUCCAGGUCUUCAAAGCUGCUGCGUGCUUUCUAUGUCCCUUUCCUGUCCGAGCGGCAUACGUCAUAUGCAAACUACACCAUCCUUAAACCCCGGAAGUCAAAGCAAGCCAGGAAAAAAACAGGAGGUUAGCGACACACCUGCGGACCAAAAAGGAUCAACCAAUAUUGUCGGCCAGCUGCUUAAACUUUCCUAGAAAAAAAAAAUGCUUGUAAGAUUCAUUAAUAAAGGUUUCCCACCCAGUGAUUUCACUCCGCAAGCCUCCAGCGGAGAAGAGUACAUCAUCUGCUCUCGGUUCUGUUCCUCUCUGCUCUGCCUGCACAACCCGUUUUCAGAACGUAGUGGUAAGAAACCGUUUGAAAAUCCAGCAGCUGCCUACCUGCAUUAUUAUUAGAUAGAGCAGAGCAAAACUUAAUAGGAAGAAAUGACUAUGUUAGACUGUGCGCCCGGGUACUGCCUGGCACCAGGAAAAUUCACAGCCGCGCUCUCUCUCAAUAGUCCUCAUCUGCUAAAUAGCUGCUUGCAUACUCCUAGGAAACAUUAUUUGCAGAUAACAGCAUUUGGGGAAAACAAAAAACAAACCCCCGAAACAGCAGCACAGUAGAGGCAAUGACUCUCUGAAAUGCUAAGAAUCUCAGCAAACAAGACAGUCCAUACCAUAGAGAAAAAUCCCUCAGAUCUCCCUGUCCAGGAGAUACUUUCCAAGGAGAAACUUGCACUUUCAAACAAACUGUGAUUUUUGUUAGUUAUCUGUUUUAAUGGGAUGUGAUUUCAUUUGCCGUGAGUUCUGUUUUCCUGGUUAUGAUCCUAGAUAUUGUGAAAACACAGGGGCUUCGUUUAAUCUUAUUGAUUACUGUGUUUGUGUGUGUGUGUGUUUUUGUGUGUGUUUAAAGAAACAUUUAAUGUCCUUUGAAUUCUUGUCUCCAGUGUGUAAAAUGUCUGGAAACCAUCUAUGGGGUAAAAAGGGUUGUUAAUUAUUGUGAUUCAGUUUCCCAAAUCUACGAGGAUGCGUACAAGUUCCCUUUGGUCAAAGACCCUCCGGAAUGAUGAUGCAGUAUGGAACUAUACCUGAGUUUUUACAGUCCUGUACUAUAUUAUGAACCAGAUUACAUCAGUCUUGUAGAAACCAGUGCAGGGGUCUUAGAGAGGGAAUGUGGGUGAACUUUCCCUCAGUGCAGAGGGACAGACAGCACAAGCACGGUGCCCAACCUAAGCCCUAUUCCGAGGGUUUAAAUGGAACUUAGUAGUGUAUAAGCUUGGAGCCCUGCCCGUGGAUGGCCCAUUUCAUCCUGUGUGAAUAGCACACGCAUCAGAGAGAGCAGAUGAGAUUGGCUGUAUGAGAGACUGGCGCAGAGAAUGGUCUGUGAAUAGGUUUGUCCAUGUGUAGAGAUGCAGUGCUGAAGUGGGGGGCUGCGGUGGUUGAACGGUGAGUGUAUAUGAUGGAAAGCAAACACCGGUGGAUGUGUAGGGCAGGUGUAUCUUUCAGCACGUUUGCAGGUCAAUAGCCGAGCAAGCUGCUGUACCAAGGUCAAAAGGGCAGACAGUGCAGCAGUGUGGCUCUGAUUUAACAUGACACUAUUGGGUCAGAGCUGGAGAAGUCAGGAAAGGAAAUAGUGCAACACUCAGAGAACCAUGCAUGGCUUUAAUCUGGAAAAUUACAUUUGAAAUGUAGUAGAGGACACUGGACUUCCCUUUGUCUGUUCAGUCCCGUGCACUCACUAGGGAUGAGUAUUGAUGAAGUGCUUACGUCACCACUCGGCUACAUUUCCUCCUGCAUAGUUGCAGGGUUGGCUGCUUACUGCCCCGGAUGUUUUAUUUAACUCUUUUUCUUUUCUUUUCUUUUCUUUUUUUUUUUUUUUUUUUUUUUUUUUUAAGGUAACUCUGCAGCAGGGACCAGAGGAGAAGGAGAGGGAACAAUAUGCAUGUGAUGCUCAGCAUGUUCUGAGAAACAGGCUCUUUCAAAGUGUGUCAGAUUGGUCACCCCAAAUCACUAGUCACUUUUGAAACUCUUGGCCAGGUGGUGGUGAUUCUUGGGCUCCUCGGCUGUGGGAGCUAGUAAGUGUCUUCCUUCAGAUAUGUGAUAACAUCAAGGAGUCUUUCUUUAAGUCUUUCUAGUUAUUGCUGUGGAUGUGUAGGGUUUCAUAUGGUUAGCGAGUGGGAAAGCAGGUUGGCCAAGCCUUCAGUUCAGAGCCUUAAUGCUCUCAUUAAGGUCUGAAUGCCACAGUGACUGCCUUGUUGACUCUGUAAAUGCUGUAAGUGUUGUUUCUCUGCUUUGCUGUAAUUUCACGCCCGAGGACCUUGUUACUUUAGGUAAAAGUCACCCUGUGAGCUGGUGUGCAGAACCUCCCUCCACCCAAGUUUGGCUUAGCAUUCAGCACACUCAGACAAACUUGUUCUCUAGAUCUUGUUUCUUUAGUCAGGUUGACAGUGUACCCGUUGUGAUCAACAGCAAGGCAUAUGGAGUGUCUGUCACUUGGCUGAGGGAAAAAUGGCAUGUGGGACUCCAGACUAAAUUGACAUGCAGUUGAAAUGCAGGUGGAGGUUGCUGUGUGAAAGCGCAUCAAGUAUUUUGAUUUUGCAUUUUGUUAUUUUUUAAUUAACUUCACUACAUUGAAGGCAAAUGUUAGACUGUACAAAGCAUGAUCGGUAAAAAGCCCCUGCAUGCCUUUUUGUUGCCUGGGUGAUUGAUACAUUAAGGAUGAAAUUCUCCCCUGUACAGAGGAGCAGUACAAAGCCUGUGCAUUAUUAAAAUCCUGUUUUGAAGGCUUAUGUGGGACAUACGUGGCAUACAGGAUUUGGGCUUGCCCUCUGUAGAGGGGUGCUUUUUACCCUGUGCAAAUAGUGUCUGUCCCUAUAGAGUCUUUGGUAUAACAACAUUGGAAUUUCCCUCUUAAAAAUCCCAGUCUUUACAGUAAACUAAUGUCUUAAAUGUCUUAGGUAAAUUUGCCUGGGAGACAAAACUGCAAUGUUGCAGGUCAACACUGAAUGUCUGCUUAAUGCUCCCAUUUGUUUCUUUUUAAUGGUUUCCCCACCCCACAUGUUAACAUUCCUUUAAUAAGGCUCUGUUGUGUCACACCAGUGAAUCUAAACCAAAACUUCCAUCCUAUCUGCUUCCCCCACCAGUGUUUCCAUCUAUAAAUGGAACACUGAAACAAGGAACACAGUUAGACAGUCUAUUGCGUACCUCUCUUUGGUGGUGUCUCACUGUCCCAGCCUUUACUGUCAUGUUUACUGUGAAAAGAUAGUCCAGGAAACAUCUGUUUUCAAUUAUUGUGCCUGCUCCACCCUUUCUUCCCGUUUUAAUUCCUUUUUGCAGACCCUGACAGCUUCACAUUAAAUGGGAGUGAUCAGCAUCUCCAAGAAAAAGGCAGCAACCACCCUGUUGCUGUAUGAAGAACUACACUUGGGUCAUAUUAACAGAUGUUGAUUUCCCAUCCAUUGGAAGGUGAAGCUAGGAACACUCACAGGUGGUGGUAUCAUAUUUGCUUCAUGGUAGCACUGAGAGGCUCUAGUCAAGAUAGAGGCCCAAUUUUGUUGGUUGAUCCCACGUCCUGCAGUGCUUACAACCAAAACAGACAAAGGAGGCUUUAUUAGCCCCAUUUUACAGGUGAAGCACAGUGAGAUCAAGGACUAGCCCAUGGUCAUAUAGGGAGUCAGUGGAAAAGAUAGGAAUCAAACUGGGUCCUUGUCCAGUGGCUUAACCCCCCAAACCAUCCUUCCUCGGACCGGGCAGAGCCUAGCAGCCCUACAGCUGCUUUCUGCACAUAUGGCCCAGAAAGUAGAGUCUAGGAAACCUCAGGUCUCCCUGACUUCCUUUCCUGCUGGAGCAAUGGUCUCCCAUCCACCUAGCACAGCAGUCUCUGGAAAUAAUUCUGAAGCUGUAGCGCAGUGCAGAGGCAUCUGGAACGCCCGCACGAGGCCAUCUGCUCUGGAAAGGUAACGCUGCUCUAAGCGGUGCUUUCAUCAUGGGGUAUGCAGAGCAACAGGUGAACUUUCUGACAGGAAACCGUUAAGGCUCCCUUCUGUUAAUAAUUCAUAGCUCAGAGCUGUUGGGCUUUGCGCAGCGCCAACAUUUUAAGCAAAUAAUCAAUAAUGAGAAGAGAACAGUACUUCUAAAUAAAUGCAUUCAGUGGAAUGAGCUGCCCGAGGAAGCUGUGCUGCACAAUCUGUGUCUUCAUGUGUAAUGGGGUGGGGGAGUGUUGGGAUGGGAGGGAAAGAGCAGUACUGACUGCUGGGGUUUCCUAACACCUUCCUGCCUUCUCAGGAUAAAUUACCUUGCUUUUGAAAUGUGGAUUUGCAGAGAUUUCCAAAAAUGAUGGCCUUCCCUUUGUAAAGGUUUCAUUGUUUGCUUGGUGCUUAUACAAUUUUUUUGUUUUGUUUUUCCUUUGACCCUAAUAAAAUUAAACUUUGUGAUCUA